Molecule: messenger RNA, 600 nt
Organism: Lathyrus oleraceus (garden pea)
Lineage: Eukaryota; Viridiplantae; Streptophyta; Magnoliopsida; Fabales; Fabaceae
Exons: 2
Coding region: 1-600 (199 amino acids)
Source: RefSeq, a predicted model, not a curated record
AUGGCUGUAUGUGAUUGGAAUAUGUGUUUCACUUUUGUAUUAGCCGGUUGGGAAGGUACUGCCCAUGAUGCACGUGUUUUUGACCAAGCUCUCACAAAUGUGAACCUUAAUUUUCCACACCCUCCUCCUGGUAAGUAUUAUUUGGUAGAUUCUGGCUAUCCAACACCAAUAGGAUACAUUGGUCCCUACAGAUGUGAACGUUAUCACCUUCCUGAUUUUAGGCGUUCUAACGGGUUCGCAAAUAAUAAUGAAGUAUUUAAUUAUUAUCACUCAAGUUUAAGGUGCACAAUAGAAAGAACUUUUGGAGUAUGGAAGAACAGAUUUGCAAUUUUGCGUUGUAUGCCCAAGUUCAAAUUUCAGACGCAGGUUCAAAUAGUCGUCGCAACAAUGACCAUUCACAACUUUAUUAGAAGGAAUGCAGAAAUUGAUGUUGAUUUUAAUCUUUAUGAAGAUGAAAAUACAACCAUUCACCAUGAUGAUUACCAUAUAUCGCCUAACUUAGAUCAAUCACAAGUUUUAAAUGUCGCUUCAUCAUUAGAGAUGGAUCACGUUCGCGACUCAAUUCGCAAUAAAAUUAUAGAGUACAAGUUAAAAACUUAA